UCUUACGGCAACUACAACUUCGGCUACAACGAGGACCACGCCACUGGCGGCACCUUCCGCAAGGAGAAGGGCGGCCCUGGAGUGCAGAUUGGCUCCUAUGGUCUUCGAGAUGCUGAUGGUCGAGUGCGAGUGGUCAACUACAUUGCCGAUGCCCUUGGCUUCCGUGCCUCGGUCUCCACGAAUGAGCCCGGCACUGACGUGAAGCAGGACCCCGCGGCGACCAACCUCAACUACGGCGGCGGUGGCUACAUUCCCUCGGUGCCCGUUCAUCUUCCGCUGGUGCAGCACGUUCAGGCGUACGCGCCCAUUUCCUAUUCAGUGGCCACCGUCCACCCGGCGCCCAGCUACGGCUACAGCAGCCACGUUGGUCACGGUCAUGGGCUUUACUAG
Rhagoletis zephyria (snowberry fruit fly) is the source of this 390-nucleotide messenger RNA. The record is from RefSeq and is a predicted model, not a curated record. NCBI's taxonomy places the organism in Eukaryota, Metazoa, Arthropoda, Insecta, Diptera, Tephritidae.